GUCUAGCCGUCUCCCUGGGCGCGGAGGAAGACCCGCGCUACUUCCCACCCGGCGCGCUCCUCUGCCGGACUGAGCAGCCAGGCGCGAGAGAAAACAAACAGCUGGGACUGCGAGCGCCCCCGCCACGGCCUCGGCCCCAAGAGCACGCCGGCCUCGGCCCCGGCCCCCACCGGAACGCCCGUACGCCCACCAUGAGGAAGAUCCGCGCCAAUGCCAUCGCCAUCCUGACCGUAGCCUGGAUCCUGGGCACUUUCUACUACUUAUGGCAGGACAACCGAGCCCACGCAGCAUCCUCCGGUGGCCGGGGCGCGCAGAGGGCCGGAGGGAGGCCAGAGCCACUCCGCGAAGACCGCACCAUCCCGCUCAUUGUGACAGGAACACCCUCAAGAGGCUUUGAUGAGAAGGCCUACCUGUCAGCCAAGCAGCUGAAGCCUGGAGAGGACCCCUAUAGGCAGCAUGCAUUCAACCAGCUGGAGAGCGACAAGCUGAGCCCAGACAGGCCCAUCCGGGACACUCGCCAUUACAGUUGCCCGUCCUUGUCCUACUCCUUGGAUUUGCCAGCCACCAGUGUCAUCAUCACCUUCCACAAUGAGGCACGCUCCACCCUCCUGCGUACAGUGAAGAGUGUCUUGAACCGAACUCCUGCCAGCUUGAUCCAGGAGAUUAUUUUAGUGGAUGACUUCAGUUCUGAUCCUGAAGACUGUUUGCUCCUGACCAGGAUUCCCAAGGUCAAGUGCCUACGCAAUGACCGGCGGGAAGGGCUGAUCCGGUCCCGGGUGCGUGGGGCAGAUGUGGCAGCAGCUGCCAUCCUCACCUUUCUGGACAGCCACUGCGAAGUGAACACCGAGUGGCUGCAGCCCAUGCUGCAGCGGGUGAAGGAGGACCACACCCGUGUAGUGAGUCCCAUCAUUGACGUCAUCAGUCUGGACAAUUUUGCCUACCUGGCAGCAUCUGCUGACCUUCGUGGAGGAUUUGACUGGAGCCUGCAUUUCAAGUGGGAGCAGAUUCCGCUGGAGCAGAAGAUGACCCGGACAGACCCCACCAAGCCCAUCAGGACACCUGUCAUAGCUGGAGGAAUCUUUGUGAUUGACAAGUCCUGGUUUAACCACCUGGGAAAGUACGAUGCCCAGAUGGACAUCUGGGGAGGCGAGAAUUUUGAGCUGUCCUUCAGGGUGUGGAUGUGCGGUGGGAGCUUGGAGAUCGUGCCCUGCAGCCGCGUGGGCCACGUCUUCAGGAAGCGGCACCCCUACAACUUUCCCGAGGGCAAUGCCCUCACCUACAUAAGGAAUACCAAGCGGACUGCAGAGGUGUGGAUGGACGAGUACAAGCAAUACUACUAUGAGGCCCGACCCUCGGCCAUUGGGAAGGCCUUUGGCAGUGUGGCCACUCGAAUUGAGCAGAGGAAGAAGAUGGACUGCAAGUCCUUCCGCUGGUACCUGGAGAACGUCUAUCCGGAGCUCACGUGAUGUCCCGUGAAAGAAGUGCUCCCUGGCAUCAUUAAGCAGGGGGUUAAUUGCUUAGAAUCCCAGGGCCAGGACACAGCUGGUGACUUCCUGCUGGGAAUGGGGAUCUGCAGAGGGUCUGCCAAGAACCCCCCGCCAGCUCAGGCAUGGCUGUUUAGUGACCACCUCAUCCAGCAGCAGGGGAAGUGUCUGACUGCCACCUCCACCUUAAUGUCCUCCCCGGGGUCCCCGGUCAUACUGCAGGUGUGCAACCCAAGAGAAGGCAAGCAGAAAUGGAGGAGAAAAGGAUCUUUCAUCCAGCACUCCGUCAGUGGCCUCUGCCUGGAGACGAAGCCUGCCCAGCUGGUGGCCAGCAAGUGCCAGGCUGAUGCCCAGGCCCAGCAGUGGCAGCUGCUGCCACACACAUGA
Messenger RNA from Castor canadensis (American beaver), 1871 nucleotides. Lineage: Eukaryota; Metazoa; Chordata; Mammalia; Rodentia; Castoridae. The record is from RefSeq and is a predicted model, not a curated record.